UGAAUCGAAGGAGCUCUUAAAUUUCAAUCUGGCAGAGACCGAUCGCUCAGAUAAAAGCAGUAUCUGUAUUGCACAGGUCAAUACAAUUCCACGGUCAACCUCGUCACCCUUCUUCCGAGCCCCCUCUCUUCUCUCCCAAGUCCCAAGAAAUAUACUCCAACAAUGAAGAAACAAUACUCCUUGUUAUUGGAGGGAUCGCCUUUGGACAAUGACGGAGCUUCUUGUUUGUUUGCUUUAUGCGUCGCAUAGUCUCAGAAUUCAAGGCAAAGAAGGCACAGGACAUCAUCAGGUAGAACAUGAACAUGCUCGAUCGUAUUCUUCAAGUUUGAGCAGACAAUCACUUAGGUGAGGGGCUUCCCAAAAGAAGGCUAGAUCUGGUGUCACUUGAGGUUUAUUCAUCCCAAAUUAAUUGAGAAUCCCUCCUCAAUGAGUACUUGUCACAAAGAGGUGAAAAAGGGUUAAGGUACUGAUAGUGUAUGUGAACACCCCCCGGCGCGCAGCGGUUCUCAUGUUUUGAUGAUUAAGAAGGGACGAUGGCCCAAGAAAUAGGCAACAAAAAUGCAAGCUUUUUAAGGUUAGUGGAGGAGAGAACAUUGUCAAUGGAAGAGAAAAAGAAGCAACAAGAGGCACUAAUCCCCUAUCUUCCUAAAGAUUGCAUCUCAAACAUUCUUGUUCGACUUCCUCUUGACUCUCUUCAAAGGUCAAGGUUUGUUUGUAAGGCAUGGUAUACCAUAAUUAAUAGUGCCAUUUUUAUUGAUGCCCAUCUCCGUCAAUCUGAGUCUGUUUUGAUUUUUCUAUCAUCAAUUAAAAGAGAGAGCUUGUACAUUUCUCCUAUGGCAUCGAUCCCACCAGAGAAACCAAAUACCAUAUCAGUUGAGGUGAAAUCUCUUCAGUCAGAAUGUGUCCCUGUUUUUGGGCUGCCAAACUUGAGCCCCACCUUAAAGUCUUAUAUUCAGUGCUUGGAAAUUAAUGAUGGAAAGAGCAAAAUAGGAGAAUAUAAUAUAAGUUGCUUGGGAAAUAUCAGGGCUGCUUGCAAUGGUCUAAUCUUGCUUGAUAACAAACUGAAGAAAGGACUAAUAGUAAUGAAUCCCGUGACUAGGAAGUUGAUUGCACUUCCUCUGGGUACUUUAUAUCCUGCUCAUGUUGAAUCUUAUGGCAUGGCAUUAAGCAGUGCUACUGGUGAAUAUAAAGUAGUACACUUGUUUCAGGAUGAGUUAGGUUUUAUCGGUUGUGAGACCUUAAUUGUUGGUACGAGAUUAUGGCGUGGGGUGAAUGGACCUUCUUUCGGACUUGUUAGCUGGUUUGGUUGUGAGCCUGUUUCAGCAAUUGGAGCUAUGCACUGGGUUCCUCAUAUUGAUCAUAGCGAUUACGUAGUGUCUAUGGAUGUGGACGAGGAAAAGUUUCAUACAACACCAUUCCCAAAAAGUUGCAGGACUCAUGAUGGGAUUGUCGAGAUGGGUGGUUUCUUAAGUUUUGUGACUCAUGAAGAAGUGAACCAAAUAGACAUUUGGAUCUUGAAGGGCUUGGGUGAAGCCUGGACCAAGCAACAUUGUAUUACUAUGGGAUGUAUAAUGGAUAUGUUUCCCUUUUUCAGUAUGAGGAUGAAAGGAGAUAUGAUUUUUAAGAGGGAAGAAGAUGGAUCAUUUUAUGCUUAUGACUUCCAGCUUCAAGUGAUGACAAGAAUUGAGAUGCAAAAUGGUCGCUUCCCAUUGUCAUGUUCGUUUCUGCCUCACGUCAAUAGUCUUGUUUCUUGGUCUAGCCGGAAGGGAAGCCAGGAUUUGUGCAACUGAUUUGUUUCCCGGCGAGCUACAAUUGCCGAGGAACAAAUUAGCAAAGUUAUGGCAUGUUUUCCAUAUAAUCACUACAAUAGGACACAUCUCGACGUUUUCUUUAUGCUUUUGCAUCUUUUGUAAUGUUAUGCCUGUACCGUAUAUAGUGGUUGAAAAGUAUUCUAUCAAUGAAUGUGGGUGGCUUGAAGUA
Carya illinoinensis is the source of this 1980-nucleotide messenger RNA. Its product is annotated as F-box/kelch-repeat protein At3g23880-like. The record is from RefSeq and is a predicted model, not a curated record. Lineage: Eukaryota; Viridiplantae; Streptophyta; Magnoliopsida; Fagales; Juglandaceae. Gene Ontology annotation, molecular function: protein binding. The transcript is spliced from 3 exons. Bases 534 to 1790 code for a protein of 418 amino acids.